Molecule: messenger RNA, 5013 nt
Organism: Myxocyprinus asiaticus (Chinese sucker)
Lineage: Eukaryota; Metazoa; Chordata; Actinopteri; Cypriniformes; Catostomidae
Product: E3 ubiquitin-protein ligase TRIM8-like
Exons: 6
Coding region: 1545-3236 (563 amino acids)
Source: RefSeq, a predicted model, not a curated record
GCCUGCAUUCCAACCCUCAUCAAAGCCCGAAAGAGAGCAGAGGGGGAAAGAAACCCAUAAAUAAUACCAUGGUGAGAUCAGGCCGUGUUGAGGAUUGACCUAUGGAUGCACAUUCUCAGGAAUCGGCCGCAAUAGGAUUCGGAAACAGCGAAGAAACGCACGGUUGUAAUCUACUUUUGAUUUCUUUUAAGCACUAAAGCGCGACCGACAGAGGCUUGAUGGGGACCAAACAGAGACGUUUUCUUUUUCAUUUUUAAAGAGGCACGCAAGAUGGCAGAUGACAGAAACCAGUAGCGAGAUCGGCUCCGUUUCCCCUUUAAAAUACGAAGGACUGUCGGUGUAUUUUGGACGUGUAUGGGAAUAGGACAUUAAAUAUAUUUUUAUCGUCUUUUUUUCCGCUGGGCCCAAAUCAGAGGACAUGGAGACUGGCCCAGCGCGAUAGGGAAAUGAUACGAAGUGUUCUAAAUGUAGCGUUUGAGGAUACGUUCUGAAAAGCAGAUUGUUACAUGUGGUGUUUCAUUCGCUAACGCCUUGUGGAACGCUUUGAAGAGAUCAAAGUAAAGGCGCUUGGCAAUCUAGUUUUCUCUUUGGAGUUAGGAGUAUAUUGACUGGUUACAUACCAGUGUAUGUUUUCUGUAUGUCCCUUUGUUAUCAUGAGGGGGAAGUGUAGUGUUCCCGUAGUCUACACACAUACGUGUAAUAGUAUACAUGUUUAGAUCGUUAUUUUCUUUGAAUUGAAAAUAUAAAGCUACGUUUUUUUGCCGACGUAGAUGUGAAAGACGCACAUUUUUAUAUAAAGUGUAAUGCACGUAUGAGUUAUAUUGAAUGCUCACAGACGUGGUACAUUCAGAACGAUUAUAAUCCUCUUUGGGAAUAAAAUCCAUGUCAGACGCUCGCGCUGUAUAACUGUAACAUUGUCAUACAUUUAAAAAAGAACGAAUACCUCCACGUGAGAAUAAUAAUUAAUUUUCACAAGGUUUUACCACACUCUUGCUUGAGGCUGUUCUCGAAAAAAGUCCUAUCAACGUGUCUUCACUCAGUAAACCAGGAGCUGUCAGGCAGGUCGUGCAGAUGUGUCAGUAGUCUGGAUUAUUCAUAGUCGUCAUAGAUAAAUAUUGGGUUUUAAUGCUACAUAUGCGGAAUAUGAACUACUUUGUUGGCAUCUGAAGUCACAAGAAAGAAAAGUCCACUUUGGCAAUAACACAAAAUUCUCGGGACGCCUACAGUUGACACGAACAAAUGAAGAAGUGGGAGGUGUAAUUAUGUUGGCUUGAGCAAAAAAGUGUGUUGCAUGAAAGUAUAUUCUUUUGGAGUAUUAGUACUCUCAUUGGUGCAACGUUAAGGCUUCUUAGAACUUUGAUAAAAGAAGGCCCUUGUGGUUGACACUCUACCCACCACAAUUACCCAGAGACUGACAGAGGAACAUGUCUUGAUUUUAAAGAACGUACAGAACUUAAAGAAGAACACAUCACAGGGUUCUUUUAUGCCAUUUUGAAUAUCGUCUAUAAAGUUUUAGGCAAGUUGUGCACUCGAAACCCUCGAAGAUGGCAGAGAAUUGGAAAAACUGUCUUGAGGAGGAGCUUGUAUGUCCCAUUUGUUUGAAUGUCUUCUCUGAGCCAGUUCAGCUCCCGUGCAAACACAACUUCUGCCGCAUGUGUAUAAAUGAGGCCUGGUCGAAAGAUACAGGGAUGGUUCGCUGUCCAGAGUGCAACCAUGCCUACAGCCAAAAACCAACUCUGGAGAAAAACCACAAACUGUCCAAUAUUGUGGAGAAGUUCAACGCGUUGAACGUUGAGAAGACGCCAGCUGUCUUGCACUGCAUCCUGUGUCGUCGUGGUCCUCCACUUCAAGCUCAGAAGGUUUGCCUUAGGUGUAACGCACCCUGCUGCCAUUCCCACGUACAGACCCAUCUCCAACAACCAUCUUCCAAUGCUGGACACUUAUUGGUGGAUGCUGAGGACGUUCGGGCCUGGAGUUGUCCACAGCAUGACGAGUAUAGACUGUAUCAUUGUGAAACCGAGCAUGUGGCGGUCUGCCAGUACUGCUGCUUCUCCAGAUGUGCCACCAACCAUGGCCACCCCAUGUGCGAUAUAGAAGUCCGGCGUAAUGAUAUCAGACAAAUGCUGAUUAAACAGCAGGAUCGGAUUGAGGACCGGGUUCAAGACAUAGAGGAGCAACUCUACAAACUAGAAUCUGACAAAUGUCUCCUGGAAGACAAAGUGCAACACCUGAAGGAGGAGGUGCAGCUGCAGUAUCAGAAGAUGCAGCAGCUCUUAGAGGAAGAUCUGGGGAAGACCCUGGAGGUUCUGGAUAAGGCCCAUUCCAAGUUCUGCCAGGAUAACUCGGCACAGGCCCUCCAGCUUCAUCAGAAACAGCAGGAGGCCAAGAAGCUGCUCAGCUCCAUCCAGAUGGUUUUUGAUAAGGCAGAGGACAUCGGUUUUAUGAAGAAUACCAAGUCUGUGAAGAUACUAAUGGACAGGUCUCAGUCAUAUGUGGGCAGCACAUUGUCACCAUACAAAGUGGGCAGCCUCAACUCCAAACUCUUCCUGUCAGAGAUCUCUAAAAGAGAGAAAAACCUCUGCAAGAUGCUGGAAGCUCCAUUCAGUGCUCCUGCAAACUUUUUCCAGAGUAUCCCAGCAUACCUGUGCGAAAAGCGCAGGCAUUCCGUGGCGUUCCCUGAAGGAAGCGGAAGCAGCCGAGCAGGCGCUAGCUUCAUGGACUCUUCCUCUUCAUCAGGCCCUGCAGCCGCUAAGCAACCGUGCCUGAGUCUCACUCAGGGCUCUGCCCCGGGCGAGGGCCAAUCCUCCCAGCAAGCUCUAGGGCCUUGCAGCUCCGUCCAGCACGGAAGCAGCAGCUCAGCCUCUGGCUCUCAACCAUUACAGCACUCCACUUCGGUGUUCCCUCACUCCCAUUACCCAAACAGCAGCGCCUCUCAGCUGCCCCAAUACGGAGCACGGAAGAUCCUGAUGUGCACCGUUGAUAACUGUUACUGCUCAGGGGUACCCUCCGUGUCCAACCACCGUGGGCAUCCGCCCUACCCUCGCUCCAGUUCCUUCCCCUGGUCAGUGAGCUCGCAGGAGUACUCGCACGCCCCUUUGCCCUCCACCCCCGCCAUGUCCCAGCCUCUCCAGAGCCUGUCCAUGCGCGACUGGAUUGAUGCCUCGCAGUCGCACAGGCACACUGACUUCUACAGCCUGUACGGCCAGUCUUCCACCAAGCAUUAUGUCACCAGUUAACCUUUGCUCCAGUGACUGCUUCCAGUCACCAGAUGGGACGUAUUUUUCCGCUGAGACAUGUCUUAAAGGAAUAGUUCACCCAAAAAAUGAAAAGUCAUACAUUCUAAACUUGAAUGGCUUUCUUUUUUCUGUGGAACACAAAAGAGAAAAUGUAAAAAAUCUUCACGUGGCUUUUUGUCAGAUAAUGAAAAUGAAAAGUGACCCUGAUAGUAUAAGUCAACAUAACUUCUGAAAGAGAUCAUGCGGUCACAUUUUGCGAUUAAUGGAUGGAAAUAUAAGUUAUUCACUUCCAAAUACAAUAAUUUGUGUUUCACUGAAGGAAGAAAGUCACAUGUGUUUUAAGUGACAUUAGGGUGAGUAAAUGAUGAGAAUUUUCAUUUUGGGGUGAUCUGUUCUUUUAACAAGUUGCAUGUGGGGCAUUUUGUAAACAGAUCUUAUCAAUCAUUUAGAAUGAACUUCGAUGAACUGCUGAAAUCUGAAAGCAGUAAAAGUUAAUAUCACAAAGUCAAGCAUAGCUUUGCACAUUAUUUAGGCACUAAUGGUGUUGAGCUUAUGUACCAUGAAUGCAAGUUGCUCUUCUUAAAAUAACACUCACUGUUUGCAAGAGAUUCCAAAAAAACGACGGAUGCUGUCAUCUGCUGAAUCAUCAGUAAUGUUGCACUUGCAAAACUCCAAAUUUUUGCAAGUACUGUUGAUUCAUUCAGUGAAACAAUGGAAAUCAGCAGUAAAAUGAUUAACUCAGCUUUUAAUGAAAUGUACUGUCACUUAAAGCAAUUUACUGUUGAGAGAAUUGUCGCCCACAAACUUUUAUUAACUUCACAUGGUUGUCAUUUAUUAGAAAACCCACGUGAAACAUGGGCAAAAACUCUGUAUAGUUUUCCUAGCCUUCCAUAUUUCAGCCUUCUUUUUGUUUAAAUUGGUAGUCUGUGGUCUUUUAAUUCAUCACAAAAAGCACAAGCACAUGUGUUAGCUCAGAUCUAAAGUGAAUUUUGUGACUGUUUUAACAGAUAUGCUAGGAAAAUCAAACAGCACAGCAUUGUCAUCGUUGCCAUUGUUCGUUUUGCUUGAACUUCCCUACUGAACGCAGCUUUCAAUGGAAAUGCCCUUCACCUUGGUUCGUGGUCCUCUGGUGCUUCAUAGGCUUCCAAAGAAACAGGCCUUGACCAGUUCGAGAACGCACACCACCCACAACAUUGAGUCUGGUUUUCCAUCCAGACGGCACUGUCUCUGUCUCACGCCCAUCAAAGCUACAGAAAUGCUCCCCUUUACAUCCUGUAUGUUAAACGCAGGAUAUAUUGGUUUCACAUUCUUUCAUUUAUACAUGGCUUCUCAUUAUAUCUGACUCAAUGGCAGCUUUAGCACUAUCGUGUCAGUCGAAGACGAAAUGGCCUGUGUGGCAUCUGCAUUUGCUGUCAAUGCUGUAAUUGUUCUUCCUUGUGUUACAUGCUGUUUCCGGCUCUGAGCAACAGAGCCUCUGGGUUCCUGUUUGUUCCUGAGUGCAUGUGGAAAAGAGUUUAUGAGCACUUGUAGAAAAAUAAUAAAACUGCUAGAAGUUAUAAAAAGACUUUUGAAACAGGGAAUACAUUUUUUUUUUUCUUUCUUUUUUGGAACAUGUUAUGUAAAAGAGACAUUGACCAAUGAGCGUUACGAAACUAACUUAAAACUGGGGAUAAAAUAGAGAUGAAGAUUUUCUGUUGUAAAUAUUUUGUGAAAUGAAAAAGAAAGACAUGUAAUUUGAAAAGAACCUGGUUCAAAAUAAAUGCUAAUUUCAAAAAUG